ACUAGGCAUUUCAUCCUGCGGGUCUGCAGUCUUUGCUCUUCAGACUGUUGCUUGGUUGAAAUGCUUCUGCGGGACUGAUCCUGAGGUUGUGUAGAUAUUUCUCAAGGGCCUGCUCAUUUGAGGAUAUCAGCGGCAUUUUGCAAGAUCAUCUGAGGAACAGGAAAGCAUCUGAAAUCAACUGAAAAGCUUAACUGUAGCAGUUUUCACCAGGGAAGGAAACUAUAUUGGCACAGAGGCAGAUGAUUGAAUAAAGUAGUUGGCUCCGAGAAGAUGCACAGCUUUUUCCUCUGAAUGAAGACUGUUUAAUGGAAGCUGUAUUCAUGUAGAGAUCAAAGAGAAUACUAGAGUGAUAAACUACUUUCUUCCCUUCUCUUUUUAAAAUGAAAACCCUGAAGCAGUAAUUGGAGCUCAAAGGUCUUCUGAUUCUUUUGCUGUCUGCUUGUUCUAUUAGGAUUCUCCACUGACACCAUUUCUGCCUGGUGUCUGUGCCUUUUUACUGGGCUGCCAGAAAAAAACUGCCUGAUGGAGAAAGAAUGGAAGCUUUGCCUUGCCUAUGUUACUGAUGGGAUAAAGCUAUCUGUGUUUUGUCGGUUAUUGGGAAGUCUGGAUUAAUCAAUUUGUGUUCUCGUACCAGUAGUCCUAUUGUCUCUUGUGAUCUGACUCAUCACAUGUAAAUGUGCUGCAGCUUUGCUGCUAAUGCAGAGUACUGGUUUUUCUUUUUUUCUUUCUUUCCUAAUCACAGACUUGUCAGCCUCUGAGCCUCUUUUUCAGGUUUAUGCUCAAUUCUGUAUCUUUUUAUUUGUUUGUUUCCUGGAUGUUAUCUGCAUGAAGUCAGUGAAGCUGAGAAAAUGAAGACAAAUUAGAAGUGGAAACAGAAUAGUGAGAUUCUGGUUUUUGUUUUCAGCUACGGGCCGCCCAGCUUACUGGUAACUAUAUGACCUUGCGGACAAGAGUGGGGAUAUCUGUGACUGCUCUGUCACAGCAGUUGCUGCCAAUUUCAUUCUUUAUGGUGUUACCCAAAACAAUGAUUGUUUUGUACAAGUAAAUAUCAGCGCUCAAUGUAACUAUUUUGAUGGAAGAAAAUAUACUUAAAAGAACUAGUCCUAGACUGAGUUUUAAUUAUUGAGACAUUGAUGUGAAACUUUUUUAUAGACUGCAGUAACCUGGCAGAAAAAAAAGUAGGUUUUUGCUCUUUAAAACCAGCUGCACUGUUCAGAGAAUGUUUAUGAGUGGUAUACAGAAGAGGAGGAAAAACUACUUGUGCUCUUCCCACCGUGGCUUUUAUCACAUAGCUUGGAGUUUAAUGCUUUAAAAGGGCGAAUGAGUCGAGUGUGUAUUGUUGUUUUGGAGGAGAUAGAAGAUGAUUCUCCUAUAUUCAUUUCUAAAUUGCCCCAGGAAAGUAAAUCUCCACAUUCUCCACCUUCUGGAAAUGUGUUGCCAUCACUGGUGCAAGCUAUAUUUAAUGGUGAUCCAGAUGAAGUUCGAGCACUAAUAUUUAAGAAAGAAGAUGUUAACUUUCAGGACAAUGAGAAAAGAACUCCUUUGCAUGCCGCUGCCUAUCUUGGAGAUGCAGAAAUCAUUGAACUGCUUAUUUUAUCUGGAGCUAGAGUUAAUGCCAAAGACAGCAAAUGGUUGACACCUUUACACAGAGCAGUUGCGUCUUGUAGUGAGGAAGCAGUUCAGAUACUUUUGAAGCAUUCUGCCGAUGUUAAUGCUCGAGACAAAAAUUGGCAGACCCCUUUACACAUAGCUGCUGCAAAUAAAGCUGUAAAAUGUGCUGAAUCUUUGGUACCUCUUCUGAGUAAUGUGAACGUAUCGGAUCGAGCAGGAAGAACUGCAUUACAUCAUGCAGCUUUCAGUGGGCAUGGUGAGAUGGUCAAACUACUCUUGUCCAGAGGUGCCAAUAUUAAUGCUUUUGACAAGAAAGAUAGACGUGCAAUCCAUUGGGCAGCAUAUAUGGGUCACAUCGAAGUAGUGAAAUUACUUGUAUCUCAUGGAGCUGAAGUGACGUGUAAGGAUAAGAAGUCUUACACACCUCUUCAUGCAGCAGCCUCUAGUGGAAUGAUCAGUGUAGUCAAGUACCUUCUAGAUCUUGGAGUUGAUAUGAAUGAAGCAAAUGCCUAUGGAAACACAGCUCUUCACGUAGCCUGUUACAAUGGACAAGAUGUUGUCGUGAACGAGCUCGUAGACUGUGGUGCUAACGUAAACCAGAAGAACGAGAAAGGAUUCACUCCUUUGCACUUUGCUGCCGCGUCAACACAUGGAGCACUGUGUUUAGAACUUCUGGUUGGCAAUGGGGCUGAUGUCAACAUCAAGAGUAAAGAUGGAAAAACCCCACUGCAUAUGACCGCCCUCCACGGUAGAUUCUCCAGAUCACAGACCAUUAUCCAGAGUGGAGCUGUAAUUGACUGUGAAGAUAAGAAUGGAAAUACCCCUUUGCACAUAGCAGCCCGGUAUGGCCAUGAGCUGCUCAUCAACACUCUUAUUACAAGUGGUGCCGACACUGCGAAGCGUGGUAUACAUGGGAUGUUCCCGCUCCAUCUGGCAGCCUUAAGCGGCUUCUCAGACUGCUGCAGGAAACUCCUCUCCUCAGGAUUUGACAUAGACACCCCAGAUGAUUUUGGCAGGACCUGUCUCCAUGCAGCUGCAGCUGGAGGAAAUUUGGAGUGCCUAAACCUUCUGCUAAAUACUGGUGCAGACUUCAACAAAAAGGAUAAAUUUGGAAGAUCUCCACUGCACUAUGCUGCUGCCAACUGCAAUUACCAGUGCCUGUUUGCUCUUGUGGGAUCAGGAGCAAGUGUGAAUGACCUUGAUGAAAGAGGCUGCACGCCACUGCACUAUGCAGCUACGUCAGACACAGAUGGCAAGUGCCUGGAAUACUUACUAAGAAAUGAUGCAAAUCCCGGGAUCCGGGACAAGCAAGGAUACAAUGCAGUUCAUUACUCAGCUGCAUAUGGCCACCGUCUGUGUCUUCAGCUGAUUGCAAGUGAAACUCCUUUAGAUGUUUUAAUGGAAACCUCGGGAACAGACAUGUUGAGUGAUUCAGAUAAUAGAGCAACAAUAAGUCCUUUACAUUUGGCUGCUUAUCAUGGUCAUCACCAAGCACUGGAAGUGUUGGUACAGUCUUUGUUAGAUCUUGAUGUAAGAAAUAGUAGUGGUAGAACACCCUUAGACCUUGCAGCAUUUAAGGGCCAUGUUGAGUGUGUGGAUGUACUCAUUAAUCAGGGAGCGUCAAUCCUCGUAAAAGACUACGUUUUGAAGAGAACACCUAUUCAUGCAGCAGCAACAAAUGGUCACUCAGAAUGCUUACGGUUAUUAAUAGGAAAUGCAGAACCACAGAAUGCAGUAGAUAUUCAAGAUGGAAAUGGGCAGACACCUCUUAUGCUGUCUGUUCUCAACGGGCACACGGACUGUGUGUAUUCACUACUGAACAAAGGAGCAAAUGUAGAUGCCAAAGAUAAGUGGGGAAGGACAGCAUUGCAUAGAGGGGCAGUUACAGGCCAUGAAGAAUGUGUAGAUGCAUUACUUCAACAUGGUGCUAAGUGUUUACUACGGGACAGCAGGGGCCGGACACCUAUACAUUUGUCAGCUGCCUGUGGACACAUUGGAGUUCUUGGAGCCCUUUUGCAGUCAGCAGCAUCUGUGGAUGCAAAUCCAGCCAUAGUAGACAAUCAUGGGUAUACAGCACUUCACUGGGCUUGCUACAAUGGUCAUGAGACAUGUGUGGAACUACUUUUAGAACAGGAUGUUUUCCAGAAAAUAGAUGGAAAUGCUUUCAGUCCAUUGCACUGUGCUGUGAUUAAUGACAAUGAAGGUGCUGCUGAGAUGCUUAUUGACACCUUAGGAGCCAGCAUUGUGAAUGCCACAGAUUCAAAGGGAAGAACUCCUCUCCAUGCUGCUGCCUUCACAGACCAUGUAGAGUGUUUACAGCUGCUGCUCAGCCAUAAUGCUCAAGUCAAUUCUGUGGACUCUACUGGAAAAACACCUCUCAUGAUGGCUGCGGAAAACGGGCAAACCAAUACAGUUGAGAUGCUGGUUAGCAGUGCCAGUGCAGAUCUGACCUUACAAGAUAAGAGUAAAAACACCGCCCUUCAUUUGGCUUGCGGCAAGGGUCAUGAAACUAGUGCCUUGUUAAUACUGGAAAAGAUAACAGAUAGAAACCUCAUCAAUGCAACCAACGCAGCCUUGCAAACACCCCUGCAUGUUGCCGCCCGGAACGGGCUAACAGUGGUUGUCCAGGAGCUGCUGGGGAAAGGGGCGAGUGUACUGGCCGUCGAUGAAAACGGUUAUACCCCAGCUUUGGCCUGUGCUCCUAAUAAAGAUGUGGCUGACUGCCUGGCUCUCAUUUUGGCCACCAUGAUGCCUGUCUCAUCAAGUAGUCCGUUGUCAUCCCUGACAUUCAAUGCCAUUAACCGUUAUACCAACACCUCAAAAACAGUUAGCUUUGAAGCCUUGCCCAUCAUGAGGAGUGAACCUAGCACCUACUGCAGUUUCAACAACAUUGGUGGGGAACAGGGGUACGCGUACACUGAUGUGGACGAGCUCAACGACUCUGAUUCUGAGACCUACUGAAAGGCUGAGCCUGGACCUCUGUGGAAGCUCUGACACUGAAACUUCAAACCAGCUUUUUCAGGAAAAAAGCACUUUUCUUACUCAGACACAGAUUCAACCUGAAGAAAGAUCACGCAGUGAACAAAUAGAAGUAUUGUGAUGACAUUAGGAAGAAGACUCUUAAAGGCAAGUUUUGCAAAAGGAACUUCUAGAAUCUUAAUAAUGACUUGACCAGUGGAAAACACAUUGAUGUCAGUUGCUUUGUGGGACUGUUUUAAUUGGCUUUGCAGUGCCAGAAAUUGGGACAGUGCUCCCUGACCUGCUUAUGUGGGCAACACUGCUGUAAAGGAAGAGAUAAAAACACUAGGUUAAAAUUUACCCAUAAAAUUAGAGCUAAAUUUAAAUGCAAUAAAAGUUUGAUAUAAUAGGCAUUAUGUUACACACCAAAUUGCCAUGGACCAAAUAACGUACAGAUUUUUUUAUUAGAACUCCAUUUUGUGGAAAUGGAAAUAGGUGGAAUGAGACAGCUUCUAAAGCAAACUUCAAUACUUCUGAAAAUAAAGCUAAGAUUUGAUUUGAUGUUGAUUUUUAUUAAGAAAACAUCUGAAAGCCUUUCAGUACUGUAUUGAACCAUGAGAAAAAGCAGAUGUAUUUUUACAUUUUUAUAUAAAAGAUCUUAAAUUACAGUUUUUAUAGAAUUCAAGACCAGAUGACUAGGUGCAGUGUGGGUAAAAGUACUUGUGACAGAGAUGUAGAUUAGGUCAGGGCUGUUGCCCACUUUUGAGUGGUUUGGUUUUAAAUUGAACUAUUUUUGUUUAAGGGAUUCCAUGAAGGAAAUUUUUUAUGAAAUUAAAAACAGAUUAUUUUACCUAUUGUAAUGUAGUGACCCUGGGGAGUGGGACUGUCCGAGCCUCUACUUGGGGGGCACACGUUCAUCACUUUUAGGUGACUUUGGGGUCUCUACAUUUGGGCUGGAGGAUUUUUACUGUUAUUUAUUUUAAUCUUAACUUUGCCAAGCAAGAAUCAAAAUAAAAAAAUGUUUAAAGACUCUUGUUACAAGACAUUAUCUAAAACUAGUUUUGAAUUCUAUACAAACUGGAAUUUUAAGCAUUUUUAUGUAAAAGAAAACAAUGUAAAAAUACAUCUGCUUUCUCUCAUGGUUUAUGACAGUACUGUAAGGCAUUCAGCUCUUUCUUUUUUUCUUUUCUUUUUUUCUUUUUUUUAACAGGAUCUUUCUGUGUAGUCCUGGCUAUCCUGGAACUCACUCUGUAGACCAGGCUGGUCUUGAACUCUCAGGGAUCCACCUGCCUUUGCCUCUCUGAGUGCUGGGGUUAAAGGUGUGUGCCACCAACACCUGGCUUCAGAUAUUUUCUUCAUAAAAGUCAACAUUAAACCAUUUGACUUCAUUUUCAGAAGUAUUGAGGUUUGUUUUUGAUGAUGAGUCAUAACAAACAGAAUCAGGUUACUUGGAAGGCAUUUCUGUGUUGGGCGAGAGUUAAAAUACUACAGGCUUUAGGUUCUGCUCAGAUCUAGAGCACCACUGUCGGAGAGAGAUUGCCUGCCAAACUGAAGAUGGCCUUUCAGGUAGUAGAGAAGAGGCUGACAUGAGGCUUUUAAAGAACACUCUUCUGUGCUUCUGUGUGUACUCUUAAGUGUCACUUUCCCGUAGAAUGAGUUCACACGGGAGGUCUCACGAGAGCUGGGUAAAGUUCCAUCCAUUGCAACAAACGAUACUCAGUUUCAUCUUAACCUUUUUGUAUUGUGAAACUGGACCUUUAUGACAUUGUAAAUUAUCAGCUGGUUUUUCUGAAUAUAAAGUGUGAAAACACAGAACAGUAUUUUGGUCUACUUGAUAAUUUUGGGGUUUUGGAGAAUUAAUGAGCAUGUACAUAGAAAUAGUGACUGCUUGAAUACUGUAUUUACCUGCACUCUUUCAGCACAUCAAGAUUCCUGUAUAUUUUAGAGUAUAAUAAAACACAGAUGUGAGUUGUAUUUAAUGAAUAA
This is a messenger RNA of Meriones unguiculatus (Mongolian gerbil), 6555 nucleotides long. RefSeq names its product ankyrin repeat domain 28 (gene Ankrd28). The transcript has 28 exons. Lineage: Eukaryota; Metazoa; Chordata; Mammalia; Rodentia; Muridae. Gene Ontology annotation, molecular function: protein binding. The record is from RefSeq and is a predicted model, not a curated record. Gene Ontology annotation, biological process: protein localization to ciliary inversin compartment. The coding region runs from base 1321 to 4572 and encodes 1083 amino acids. Gene Ontology annotation, cellular component: ciliary inversin compartment; cytoplasm.